AUGGCUUUGCAGCAGCAGUCGCAACUGCUGCAGGAGAGCGAUGAUUUUGACAUGGAUGCCAUGAUUGGUGCCCUGGACAGCUUGAUCGAGGCCUUCCAAGUUUGCCAAGUGGAUAGUGAUGCACAUUUCAUCCUCCAUGGCAGCAGCCCCGACGUAGAGUUGACCUGCGUUUGCCUUUCGCACUUGGGUCUCUUAUACAAACACCUGGGCAUGAUGAAGCAAGCAGAGAGGCGCUACUACGAUUGCAUCAGCCAGGCCUUGAGCAUGCGUGCUCAAGACUUGGAUGUGAGCUCAGUGAUUUCGGGUUGUCCGCUCAAGGGUGAGCUGUACCAGAAGCAAUGGUUUUUGGACGCCACUAAGUUCAUGCGAGACGUGCAGGCCAAGCGGCAGCAAGAGAUAGAGGCCAAGCGUCUUUGCCGCCUCGCCCUAAUCGAAGAGGAAGUGAAGCAACUGCACGCCAACGGCAACACGCUCGAGGCGCUCAGCCAAUGGCUUACCAAGCGCUACCCACGGGCUGAGGCACUGGAGCCCUUGUCAGACCCUCCGCCAAAGGCCAACUUUUUUCGCUUCCAGUUGGCGUACUCGCCUGAUAAACAGCAAGGCAAGACUCCGCCGCCAUCGUGGACGAAGUCCUCUGAGUCCUGGAACGACUUUUGCACAGAAGUUGCCAAGAAGUUGAAUUACUACUACGAGGUGCUCCUCAAGGGGAUGAACUAG
Molecule: messenger RNA, 717 nt
Organism: Effrenium voratum
Lineage: Eukaryota; Dinophyceae; Suessiales; Symbiodiniaceae
Source: the annotation of a GenBank genome assembly